Messenger RNA from Candidula unifasciata, 777 nucleotides. Lineage: Eukaryota; Metazoa; Mollusca; Gastropoda; Stylommatophora; Geomitridae. The record is from the annotation of a GenBank genome assembly.
AUGGCGUACACAGAAGCCAGACCAGAGAUUCAUGCCAAGAAAAAGAAACAACGAAAUGGGGAAUAUUCGGAGACUGUGGAGCCUAGGUUUGAAGAAGGACAGUUGUCAUAUUUGGGGUCUGAUAUAGAAGCCUUACCCCAGCGCAUGGUGGAGGACUACUGUAACAUCACCUCAAGGCUAGACCUGAGUUUCAACAGACUCAAAACCUUGAAAGGCUUAGAACAUUUUAAAUUUCUGAAAGAACUGGUACUUGACAACAAUGAACUUGGAGACAGUGUGGUAUUUCCCUGUCUACGAGAUUUACAUACUUUAACUCUGAACAAAAAUAAAUUAACAGAUUUAACUGGGCUGUUACAACAGCUAGUGGACAAAUUACCCAACCUGACUUAUCUCAGCCUCCUUGGAAAUGAGGCCUGUCCAGACCAGCUGUCAUGUUCUGAUAAGGACGAUGAAGAUUAUCAGAGAUAUAGAUAUUACGUGCUGUACAAACUGCCAGGUCUGAAAUUUCUGGACUCCACACCUGCAACCGCAGCAGAACAUGCAGAGGCAAAACGUGUUGGGCCGUACAUGCUAGUCGUCAGACCAAAAGAUCGUGAUUUGGAACAGGUCACAGAUUCUUCCUCAGGCAGUUCUCUGAGUAACCAGUUUUCACCACUUCCUGAGAUUUCUACAGAUCAAACUGACCAUCAGGGUAAGUGUACUUUUGGGAAAAGCAAAUACAUUUAUUAUGGCCGGCAUUCAGAAGGAAACAGAUUCAUCAGAAACAAAGAUUUAUGA